AUGAAGGUCCUAGGAGACAUGGCCUAUGGAAGACCAUUCACCACCCAUCCAGCUUUGAUUCAGAUGGUCACAGAGUGGGGAUACCCAGGGCUGCAGUUAGAGGGCUAUCUCAUGGCCAGGCAACUAGAAGAGCAAGAAAUCAUUGACCCUUUAUUUGCAUAUGUGGAUGAGUGUGCCCAAGGGCUGGAUGACUGCCACGCUGACGCUCUGUGUCAGAACACCCCCUCCUCUUACAAGUGCUCCUGCAAGCCCGGCUACCAAGGGGAGGGCAGGCAGUGUGAGGAUGUGGACGAGUGCUUGGAGAACAAUGGUGGCUGCCAGCACACCUGUGUCAAUGUCAUGGGGAGCUAUGAGUGUCGCUGCAAGGAGGGCUUUUUCCUGAGUGACAAUCAGCACACGUGCAUUCACCGUUUGGAAGAGGGCCUGAGCUGCAUGAAUAAGGAUCACGGCUGUAGUCACAUCUGCAAGGAGGCCCCAAAGGGCAGUGUUGCCUGCGAGUGUAGACCUGGUUUUGAGCUGGCUAAGAACCAGAGAGACUGCAUCUUGACCUGUAACCAUGGAAAUGGCGGGUGUCAGCACUCCUGUGAAGACACAGCUGAAGGCCCUGAGUGUAGCUGUCAUCCGGGGUAUAAGUUGCACACAGAUGGAAGGAGCUGCCUUGAACGAGAGGACACUGCCCCAGAGGUGACAGAAAGCAAUGCCACAUUAGUGGCAGAUGGGGAUAAGCGGGUGAAACGGCGACUGCUCAUGGAAACAUGUGCUGUCAACAAUGGAGGCUGUGAUCGUACCUGUAAGGAUACCUCAACAGGUGUUCACUGCAGUUGUCCCGUUGGAUUCACACUGCAGCUGGAUGGGAAGACAUGUAAAGAUAUUGAUGAGUGCCAGACCCGAAAUGGAGGUUGUGACCAUUUCUGCAAAAACACAGUGGGCAGUUUUGACUGUGGCUGCAAAAAAGGAUUUAAGUUAUUAACCGAUGAGAAGUCUUGCCAAGAUGUAGAUGAGUGCUCUUUGGAUAGGACCUGUGACCACAGCUGCAUCAACCACCAGGGGACAUUUGCUUGUGCUUGCAAUUUAGGGUAUACUCUGUAUGGCUUCACCCACUGUGGAGAUACCAACGAGUGCAGCAUCAACAAUGGGGGCUGCCAGCAGGUCUGUGUGAACACGGUGGGCAGCUACGAAUGCCAGUGCCAUCCUGGGUAUAAACUCCACUGGAAUAAAAAAGACUGUGUGGAAGUGAAGGGGCUCCUACCCACUAGUGUGUCACCCCACGUGUCCCUGCACUGCAGUAAGAGUGGUGGAGGAGACAGGUGCUUCCUAAGAUGUCACUCUGGCAUUCACCUCUCUUCAGGACUGCAAGAGGCCUAUUCUGUCACCUGCGGCUCUUCCUCUCCUCCCAGGAACAAACAGCAAAAAACAAAUGACUCAGCUUUUGGGGAUGUUGCCACCAUCAGGACAAGUGUAACAUUUAAACUAAAUGAAGGCAAGUGUAGUUUGAAAAAGGCUGAGCUGUUUCCUGAGGGUCUGCGACCAGUACUACCAGAGAAGCACAGCUCAGUAAAAGAGAGUUUCCGCUACGCAAACCUUACAUGCAUCUCCAGCAAGCAAGUCCCGGGAACCCCUGGCCGACUGAGUGCCCCUAAGGACAUGUUUAUCACUGUUGAGUUUGAACGUGAAACUUAUCCAAAGGAGGUGACAGCUUCUUGUGAUCUGAGCUGCCUGGUGAAGCGGACAGAGAAGCGGCUGCGGAAGGCCAUCCGCACGCUCAGGAAGGCUGCUCACAGGGACCAGUUGCACCUCCAGCUCUCAGGCAUGGACCUCGAUGUGGCUAAAAAGUCUCCCAGAACAUCUGAACAGCGGGCAGAGUCCUGUGGAGGGGACCAGGGCCAUGCGGAGAACCAGUGUGGUUUGUGCCAACCUGGUGAAUAUUCUGCAGAUGGCUUUGCACCUUGCCAGCCCUGCGCCCUGGGCACAUUCCAGCCUGACGCUGGCCGUACUUCCUGCUUCCCCUGUGGAGGAGGCCUCCCCACCAAACAGCUGGGAGCCAUAUCCUUCCAGGACUGUGAGACUAGAGUUCAGUGUUCACCUGGACAUUUCUACAACACCACCACUCACCGAUGUAUUCGUUGCCCAGCCGGGACAUACCAGCCUGACUUUGGAAAAAACAACUGUGUUUCUUGCCCAGGAAACACUACAACUGACUUUGAUGGCUCCACAAACAUAACACAGUGUAAAAACAGAAGAUGUGGCGGUGAGCUGGGGGACUUCACAGGAUACAUUGAAUCCCCAAACUAUCCAGGCAACUACCCAGCUAACACUGAGUGUACCUGGACCAUCAACCCACCCCCAAAGCGCCGCAUCUUGAUUGUAGUCCCUGAGAUCUUCUUGCCCAUAGAGGAUGACUGUGGAGACUACCUGGUGAUGCGGAAAACCUCCUCAUCCAAUUCUGUGACAACCUAUGAAACCUGCCAGACCUACGAACGGCCCAUUGCCUUUACCUCCAGGUCAAAGAAGCUGUGGAUUCAGUUUAAGUCCAAUGAAGGAAAUAGCGCCCGAGGGUUCCAGGUGCCCUAUGUGACAUAUGACGAAGACUACCAGGAACUCAUUGAAGACAUAGUUCGAGAUGGAAGGCUCUAUGCAUCUGAGAACCACCAAGAAAUACUUAAGGAUAAGAAACUGAUCAAGGCUCUGUUUGAUGUCCUGGCCCAUCCCCAAAACUAUUUCAAAUAUACAGCCCAGGAGUCCCGAGAGAUGUUUCCAAGAUCUUUCAUCCGACUGCUACGUUCCAAAGUGUCCAGGUUUUUGAGGCCUUACAAAUGACUGUGCCCGUGUGCCACUCUGUAUGAAUGUUUUGCUGUGUGCUCAGUGGGCUGGAGCUGUCCGCCUUCUGCACACCAGCACGGUUGGAUAUUGCCGCCUGCAGAAUUGGUGACUCUUCCGAGUUCAGUUUUUAUAGAUAAUACAGAUAUUUUGGUAAACAGAACUUGGUUUUUCUUUCCCAGCCUUGUGGAUACAGACUGAGAAGGGCUUUGAGUGGCUCUGGCUUCUCAGAUGCUUUGGACAGAUGUGUUGGCUACAGUUCUGGCUGGCUGAGCUGGACCUCAGUCAGUGUAGGUGAGACUCAGCCAUCUGCCCAUCCUUCCUGUUCCCGCACCUCCUCCAGCAGCCUGCAGGGGAAAGGAGGU
This is a messenger RNA of Dipodomys ordii (Ord's kangaroo rat), 3182 nucleotides long. It is a transcript of the gene Scube2, whose product is annotated as signal peptide, CUB domain, EGF-like 2. Gene Ontology annotation, biological process: signal transduction. Gene Ontology annotation, molecular function: calcium ion binding. The record is from RefSeq and is a predicted model, not a curated record. Bases 1 to 2817 code for a protein of 938 amino acids. NCBI's taxonomy places the organism in Eukaryota, Metazoa, Chordata, Mammalia, Rodentia, Heteromyidae. Gene Ontology annotation, cellular component: cell surface. The transcript is spliced from 22 exons.